Messenger RNA from Aegilops tauschii subsp. strangulata, 1882 nucleotides. RefSeq names its product acidic endochitinase-like. Gene Ontology annotation, molecular function: chitinase activity. Gene Ontology annotation, cellular component: extracellular region. Gene Ontology annotation, biological process: carbohydrate metabolic process. The record is from RefSeq and is a predicted model, not a curated record. NCBI's taxonomy places the organism in Eukaryota, Viridiplantae, Streptophyta, Magnoliopsida, Poales, Poaceae.
CAGAAUCUUAAACAAACAAAGAUAUGUCUCCAGCGUUACCUCGAGGGCACGCCCAAAUUCCUAACGAGACCCGAUCACCGGAGUACAGUAUAAAUCAAGCAGGUAGCACAGCAGCGUCCCAUAUCUAAAGCAAGAAGCAAGCCCCACUCCCUUGUGAGCGAAAGAGCUAGCCGCAGCUACCAACAAUGGCCAUCCCGGCUAAAGCCAGCAGCUCCUUCUCCGUCGCCUGCCUCUUGGCCGCCAUCUUCCUCCUCUCCUCAGCCCCACGGAGCCACGGCGGCAGCAUCGCCAUCUACUGGGGCCAGAACGGCAACGAGGGCACCCUGGCCGAGACCUGCAGCACGGGCAACUACGCCUUCGUCAACAUCGCUUUCCUCUGCAGCUUCGGGUCGGCCCAGGAGACCCCGCAGCUCAACCUGGCGGGCCACUGCGACCCCUACUCCAACGCCUGCACCAACCUCACCGCCGACAUCAACCUCUGCCAGUCCAAGGGCGUCAAGGUGAUGCUCUCCAUCGGCGGCGGCGCCGGCGGGUACACGCUCAACUCCGAGCAGGACGCCGCCGACCUCGCGAAGUACAUCUGGGACAGCUUCCUCGGCGGGAGCUCGCCCAAGCGGCCGCUCGGCGCCGCCGUGCUCGACGGCGUCGACUUCGACAUCGAGGGAGGGAACCCGGACUACUACGGCGCGCUGGCGGCGCACCUCAAGGCCUACGGCGGCAAGGGCAAGGGGGGCAGCAAGGAGGUGUACCUGUCGGCGGCGCCGCAGUGCCCGUUCCCGGACCAGUGGGUCGGCAAGGCGCUCCAGACCGGCCUCUUCGACUACGUGUGGGUGCAGUUCUACAACAACCCGCCGUGCCAGUACGUGCAGGGGGACACGGCCAACCUCAUGGACUCGUGGAAGCAGUGGACGUCGGGGGUCCACGCCAAGUACAUCUUCCUCGGGCUGCCGGCGGCGCCGGCGGCGGCCGGGAGCGGGUUCAUACCGGCGGGGAGCCUGGAGUCGCAGGUGCUCCCAGCGCUCAAGGGCUCCAGCAAGUACGGAGGGGUGAUGCUGUGGUCCAAGUUCUACGACGACCAGGACGGCUACAGCUCCGCCAUCAAGAACGCCGUCUGAUGAUGAUCGAUCUCAUUCCUGCACGGCCCGGGUUAUGGGAGCCGACAGUGGUGUGUAUAUAGUUGUGGCGCAUAUGGUCUGGCGACUGGCGUAGUUAAUUUAUCUGUGCGCACAGCGGGAUUUAUAUCGAAUAAAAGGAUCUGUCACCUGUACAGUGUUCUGCUGCUGGACUUACAGUCAACAUAUAUUAAAUCAUACUCCGUAAUUCUGACGAACGCGCCAGUCAUUUUCAAAUGAUACAAGACUAGAUAUGUGGCCGAGGCACUCUCAAAUAACACAUGGAUCAACGACAUCAGAUGUACACUUCCUGUCCAGGCCAUUGGAAUUCAUGGACCUGUGGCGUCUUUGUCUCGUACAGGAUGCUGCCCUGCGGCAGUUUAUUCAAUUGGCCAAGCCAGUGCUAUGAGCGGCCUCGUUUGCCUGGCGAUGAACAAAAUGAAGCUGGAAUACAUCAUGUGUUCAGCACCCCAGAAGAGGUUGCUCCCAUCAAAAUAUGGCAGAAUCAAGUUUGCCCAUACAUACAUUGAUACAAGAUCCACAGUGAAAUACAUGAAGACGACAGUUUCUAUUUCUUGUAUUGGCAUCCGAACAUGAGCUCGUUUACACAGCAGAGGAACCAGAAACAAAAAUGGACAACAAAAGAGAAGCGCCGCGGUUCUCUUCGCUGUCGUGGACGAUUAUACAAGCCAUGAAACGUCCUUUUAUCAUGUAACUUAUUCUUCUCAGUCUCAUACUGCUGCUGUACAUGGUCACAUGGACUUCCUUAG